CUCGCCCCCAUCCACAGGCGACUCCCCAACUUUGCUCAACCUCGCCGGCGCGUUCACUCUAGAACGCGUUCCCGUGAUCCCAGAGCUGCGCCGACGAACGAGAUGGCCAGUCCCGCAAUACCCGCCUAGGGCACUCACUCCGAAACUGUGCAGCGUCCUCGGGGCACCCGUUGUGCUCAGCUCGCGACCAAAAUUUUCAGACCGAUAUGCUCAGGUUUGGGGAUCUGGGGAAGCACGGGUAUGUGAUGCUGACAGUGGAUCUGAGCACGCGUUGUUCGACCGCGGCCCGUCGUGCGGCGGGUGUUACGAGGUCAUGUGCGUGCAGGACCUAAAGUACUGCCUCGUCGACAUAUCCAUCGUCGUCAAGGCCCCAACUAGGGCUUCCCCGCCGACGCCGGCGACGUCUACAAUCCGCCCAACUACCAUGUCCUCCUCCCCAUUCAAGCCUUGGAGAAAAUUGCGCUCUGGAAGGCCGGCGUCAUGCCGAUCCAGUACCGCUGGUACUCAGUCAUAUCUCAGAACCAUGCAAUUGUUAAGUUUAUCUGAUUACAUUGAAGUGGAGGAACUUGGACGUCUCUACGAUGUAUUUAAUAAUCUAAGUGCUUACGAUGUUAUAGGAGCUCAGAAUUACCGCCGACCAUUCAUUCGGCUCAAUCGAAUUAUGCCCGAAGUACAUAAACAAUUUGAUAUUCUAAUAGUAUCACAGCUGUUUCCAGAAGGCCGUAGAGGCCUCGCCAGGGAGAACGACGCCUUCCCUGCUAAUAUAGACAGUAUGGCAUGCAACAUGUCGGGUUACCAGUGAAUAGCUAAAGAUAUUGGCAAUAAGUGGAAAUCAGUUUCAGAAGACAGGCUCCAAGGGAUAUUGCACACGUAGUAUCUGGGGUACACACGUACGAAGAAGGUGCCUGACCGAGUGCAUUUUCCAUCUCCGAUUUAUGCUCAUUGACAAGAUCCUGAAGUUGGUGCUGAAUGAGCGUGUCCCCCUUAAAAUGUUCCUGGUAGUCCUGGCUUAUUCUUGAUUUUUUAGGAUUACAUUAAGCAUACUGAUUGGGAGACUAAAUCCAUUUUUCCUGGUAGUCUUGGGGUAUUCUUGAUUUUUUAGGAUUACAUUGAACAUACAGAUUGAAGCAUACUGAUUGGAAAACUUAAUCCAAACACCUAUUUUUCUGGGUGGGGUCACUAUCACAGAAGCAUAAAAAAAAACCAAUCCCAAUCAUUUAGAACUAACAAAAUCCCAUAGACUCAAGGAGAGUAGAUUGGUUUUUGAUAUUAUAUCAGAUAAUAUUAUACUUUUAGUUCUAAAUAAUGCGAGGCAACCGGGAACAGCUUCGAUUCCCGACCUAGCAGGCGACCUAAGAUCCUUUGUUGGUGGUCCCCAGCUGGUAGAGCUUACCGGCUCUUUUUAUUGUACAUGUUGUGCAAGAAUUGAAUCUUAGUAGGAGCGUUCUGUAUCAAAUCAACAUGACUUCCAGAUUGUGAUUACUAUCUGACUUCUUUCAAGUUGAAAUAAUGAUAUGCCCAGCCAAUGUAAUUUACAGUUGUGUGGACUGUUUUCUCGAUUUUGCUGUAGUUGGCGAUGGGUUAGAAGCACAUAUCCCUUCGAUAGCAUGGUUAAGAAAGCUACCACAGGUUUCUGAUGAACUAUGUCCUUCCUUCUCCCAUGUAGCCACAAUUGCAUUCACUACUCAGUCAUCUUUUUGCUUAGUACAAUAUGUGAUGUUGUGCCAGUACACCUAGGCUGACCUAGCUGUCUAAUUUAUGUUAUAUAGCUUGGUCUACGCAGCAGGGAUCACGGGUUUGUAACAUUAAAUCCGUAAACAAAGAUUACUUUUUAGGGUAAUGCAUCAUAUCAGGUUGUUAUAGUAGAGAUUAACUGAUUACAAGUGGUUGCUAUUACUGACAUCUCAAAAAAUGUCUUAUAUAUUUUGUAAUAUCUCUCCAGUUCAGGAUAAAUUUUUUGACUAUUGUUUUAAACCCGAGUGAGUAGAAGAAUUGUUAGUACUAGCUUAAAGAUUCAAUUACUGUUUGUUUCUGCAAAAGCAUACCGAUGCAGCAGCAGAUUGGUUAUGCCAGGGCUCCGGCGAGCGGCUAGCUCUUGUGCUAAAUUCUUAUAUAAUUUGCUCUUUCCUUUUGCAGAGACAACAUAUGUGAUAUAGUUGAUAAAUUUCCUUGCCAUGUUUUUUCUGAACUGAAAAGCUGAAAUUACAUCUUUAUUGUUGAUAAAAAUAGCAGCAGAGAUGGUUUCUGUAUGUGCGGUUUGUGCUUUCUCAACUUUUUAUCUUGUAUCACAUAUGUAGUAUUUGCCAUCUCUUGUUAGACAUGGUCAUGUUAAUUGGUGAGCAGAAUCAUGCCAUUCAUUUUAAAACUGAGCUUGGUCAGCAUGUAUUGCAAAUAGCACCCUGAUAGUUCUUACUGAUGUUUUCGUUUUUGGUUAAAUCUACUGAGUACCAUCUCCUAACUAUAAAUGCAGACAUGAUGUUUCACCCUUGCAACACACCAAGGGAAGAUAAUAAACAAGCUUUGGAAUGCGGCAGAGAUGCAGAAUCAGUUUGUGGGGUGGUAUGUCACAGAUUCUUCUAGCACAACUUGCCAAUGUAUUUUUUGUAUGCUAUUCUUUUCACGGCCAGAAGGACCCGUCUCACCAUCUCUUGGUAUUGAUUUAGACCCUAGCCGGCACUGUUAGUGGUUUGGCCUACCUACUCAAUAACGACCAGAGAGGAACAAGCCUAAGCGCAGGAAAAUGAAGACGAGUGAUAAGCAGUAAUGAUCCCCUUAUGCGGUCUCUUCUAAAUGGUGAUGAUGUUGAGCUUGACAAAUUUAGAUCUGGCUGUAAAGAUGUACCAGGAGAUGAUGACACUACAGAAGUCCGAGAGAUGUAGAGGAAGGUGCUUUUCUACUAUAAAAAUUCCACAGCAGGAGACUUGCUCUAAGUGUAGAGAUGGGAGGUGAGCAAUGUGAAGAGAGUGACUCGGUGAAUUUGUUUAGUCUUUGCCGAUGUUGACGUUACAUGUACUGAUAUUAUUGUAUUUGAUUUUAGUUUUCAUUAAGAGACAUGUUAUGGUUAGAGAAGUUUUAUUUGUUUCUUAAAGUAUAGUUCUUUGUUUUAUGAUUGACCGAUGCGUGAGUCUAAGGAUUACAUGAUUAUAUUCGGCCAUAGCAACACAUAUGUCUACUUUUAUAUCUCUGAAUUCUGACAUGCAUUAUGUUUACGUGUCUCGCACUCCUUACAU
This is a messenger RNA of Lolium rigidum, 3230 nucleotides long. RefSeq lists its product as uncharacterized. The record is from RefSeq and is a predicted model, not a curated record. NCBI's taxonomy places the organism in Eukaryota, Viridiplantae, Streptophyta, Magnoliopsida, Poales, Poaceae. Bases 314 to 802 code for a protein of 162 amino acids. The transcript is spliced from 6 exons.